AUGGCGCCGUGGACAUUCUGGCGCUGCUGCCAGCGCACGGUGCGCUGGGUGCUGGUGCUCUUCAUCACCUUCGUGAUAAUAUCCUGGUCCUACUACACGUACGUGGUGGAGCUGUGCGUGGUUACUCUUUCUGGAAAUGGAGAGAACGGAAAGGCCGUUGUUUACCUUGUGGGUUUCCAUCUGUUCUUUGUUACGUUUGUAUAGUCCUAUUGGAUGACAAUUUUCACAUCUCCCGCUUCCCCCUCCAAAGACUGCUACUUGUCCAGUUCUGAAAAGGAACGUUAUGAAAAGGAAUUCAACCAAGAAAGACAACAAGAAAUUUUGAGAAGAGCAGCAAGUGACUUACCCAUCUACACCCUGUCAGCUGCAAGGACCAUCAGAUAUUGUGAAAGAUGUCAGUUGAUUAAACCUGACCGUGCGCAUCACUGCUCAGCAUGUGACAUAUGUGUUCUUAAGAUGGAUCAUCACUGUCCUUGGGUGAAUAACUGUGUGGGAUUUGCUAAUUAUAAAUUCUUCCUGCUGUUUUUAUUGUAUUCCCUAUUAUAUUGCCUUUUCGUGGCUACAACAGUUUUACAGUGCUUUAUAAAAUUUUGGACGAAUGAACUCUCAGCUACACGUGCAAAAUUCCACGUACUUUUUCUUUUCUUUGUGUUUACAAUGUUCUUCAUCAGCGUCCUGUCGCUGUUCAGCCACCACUGCUGGCUAGUUGGGAAAAAUAGAACAACAAUAGAAUCAUUCCGUGCACCCACAUUUUCCUAUGGACCUGAUGGAAAUGGUUUCUCUCUUGGAUGCAGUAAAAAUUGGAGACAAGACUUUGGUGAUGAAAAGAAAUAUUGGCUACUUCCAAUAUUUUCAAGUUUGGGUGAUGGUUGCAGUUUCCCAACUCUCCUGGUGGGGAUGGAUCCAGAACAAGCUUCUGUUUCACAUCAAAACAAAUAUGCCAGAAGUAUUGGCUCAAAUCAACCCUUUCCUGUCAAACCACUUAGUAAAUCGAAAAACCGGUUAUUGGACAGUGAGUCUCAGUGGCUAGAGAACGGAUCUGAAGAAAGCACCGUAAGAUCAGGGACAAAUAACCAUGUUACAGUGGCAAUAGAAAAUUGAGUACCACUUGUUCAUAACUAACCAAUUGAAUAAGAGCAAGGUUUAUAAAAACAUAUUAUGGACUGAUAUUUUCAGUUUUAUUUUCAAGAAAAUGAUCAAUAGAAUGAAAUAAUUGAAGUCUAAUGGAAGAUGUAUUUUUUAACAAAGGAAGCCUUUGUGCAGAUCCUGGACCCA
Equus quagga is the source of this 1275-nucleotide messenger RNA. Its product is annotated as palmitoyltransferase ZDHHC20-like. Gene Ontology annotation, biological process: synaptic vesicle maturation; protein targeting to membrane; peptidyl-L-cysteine S-palmitoylation. The record is from RefSeq and is a predicted model, not a curated record. The transcript has a single exon. NCBI's taxonomy places the organism in Eukaryota, Metazoa, Chordata, Mammalia, Perissodactyla, Equidae. Gene Ontology annotation, molecular function: protein-cysteine S-palmitoyltransferase activity. Gene Ontology annotation, cellular component: endoplasmic reticulum; Golgi apparatus.